AUGUUCGGCGCCAAAGCAGCUCUUUUCAUCCUCUUUGCCGCCACGGCUGUAUGGUCGGAAGUAUCACCGGACCUGACGUGCGGCGUCGACAAGGCUGGCAAUAAAAAGGGCUAUACUUGUCCCGGAGAUAAGAAAUGCUGCUCGGUCAACGGCUACUGCGGCUCUACAGAUGAAUACUGCCUAAAGACUAUAGGAUGUCAGAGCAAGUACUCUAACGCGACGGCCGCUUGCGCUGACCCCGUAGACGGCAAGACGGUCUCGCCUGACGGUACCUGCGGAUCUAAGGGAGCUGGCAAGUACGGAUACCGAUGCCCAACGGAGGGAGGAACAUGCUGCUCAGUCGCGGGCUACUGCGGAAAUACUACUGCCCAUUGCGUUGCCACGGAAGGUUGCCAAACAACGUAUGGAACGUGCCAGUGA
Daldinia caldariorum is the source of this 420-nucleotide messenger RNA. Its product is annotated as carbohydrate-binding module family 18 protein. The record is from RefSeq and is a predicted model, not a curated record. Lineage: Eukaryota; Fungi; Ascomycota; Sordariomycetes; Xylariales; Hypoxylaceae. Gene Ontology annotation, molecular function: chitin binding. Bases 1 to 420 code for a protein of 139 amino acids. The transcript has 2 exons.